AUGGAUUUGUUGGCUUCGUUUUCAUCUAGUGAUGAUGAAUUAUUUAUUAUUGAUGUUUUACAAUUGCUACCAAUACCACGAUUUUUUCGAGACAGGUCUAAUCCACUGACAGAUUAUGAUGAUGUAGAUUUUAAACAAAGAUUCAGCAAAUUCGCCGAGUGCGACAUAAAUGACGAGUCAGUAAACUGCGAAUCGUUACACAAUAUAUCUCAAAAUACACUACGAAAUGUAUCAUUGUCACCAAUGUUACAGCUUCUGAUAGCCCUAAGAUAUUAUGCUACAGGUGCUUUUCAGGCAGUUUUAGGUGAUCAUAUACAUGUCCACAAAUCGACAGUUUUCCGUGUCAUUAAAAAAGUUUCUGAAGCUAUUGCAUUUCUAAAACCUAAAUAUAUACAAAUGCCAAGAUCACAAACUGAAAUCGACUUAGUUCAACAUGAUUUCUUUUUAACACGUAAUUUUCCAAAAGUUAUUGGUGCAAUUGAUUGUACCCACAUAAAAAUUCAGUCUCCCAAUAGUGACAUUGGAGAGAAAUUCCGUAAUAGAAAAGGAUUCUUUUCUGUUAAUGUACAAGCAGUGUGUGAUGGGGGUUAUGCUUGUAGAAAUUAUAUGAUGACACCACUUGGAAAUCCUACAAGUGAAUCAGAACUACGAUAUCAGAAAGCUCAAAUUGGUACUAGGAAUGUCAUAGAGAGAACAUUUGGUGUAUGGAAGAGGCGGUUCCCAGUUUUAUCUCUAGGAAUACGAACCCAAAUACAGACUACUCUUACCACAAUUAUCGCUACUGCAGUGUUGCACAAUAUGUUAAUUGCAGCAAAUGAACCACUGGUUAUAGACGAAACACUACUUACUGCUGAUAUGCUGGAUCAAGUUCCAGUAUUAAGACAUUUAAUUGAAACUGUGUUUAAUUGA
Molecule: messenger RNA, 909 nt
Organism: Acyrthosiphon pisum (pea aphid)
Lineage: Eukaryota; Metazoa; Arthropoda; Insecta; Hemiptera; Aphididae
Product: putative nuclease HARBI1
Exons: 5
Coding region: 1-909 (302 amino acids)
Source: RefSeq, a predicted model, not a curated record